AAAGCAAUCGCGGUUACCACGACCGGGAAAUAGUAUCAUGUCCCCUCAAUCGUCUUUGACUUUUUCCCACGAUACAAAGCUGCUUAUUUUGGCCACAUCUCAAAAAUAGGUAAAAUGAUACAUCUGGUCAAUGUCACCAGGUUCAUAUCAGACUAUGUAAUCACGGUUUUGUAUUUGGGAGGUCUUCCCUCUGUUGUGGGUCAAGUAGUCUUCUAGAGGUUCACAUAGAAACAAUUCAGCGUCCACCAUCGAAAAGCAUUGAUUGACUGAACGUUUCCAACAGCAUAACCCUUUUGCCAUUUUACCAUCUUUAAAGUAACAUUCACAAAGUAAAUGUCAUGUGGGUCGGAAACCAAAUCGUUACAAAACUCAACGCUCUACAUGGUGUAAAGAUAGUCAUCAGCGACUCACACGGGUGUUGUGAAUUGAAAUUCUGUUUUAUAUUUCCGAUUAUGAAGGCUUGGAAACUUCUAAUACGGAAUGAAAUCUAUUCUAACUGGACAAACCAGAGAACUAAUAUACAACACUUCAAUGAUAAUCCUUGCUCAAUGGAUGGGAGAAGUUUCCUAAAAAAGGUGUAUUGGUGACGAUCCUGGGGAACUUAUUAUUUACACUCAAGCGCUAUCCACUCUUUGAUUCCUAUUUUCAUCUUGAUAAAUGCUCUUGAUUCGUUUCAAGUUGUCGAGAUAUGACGACCGUUGUGGAUAUUUAUGGGUCUUCAAAUAAUAGUUCCACUGUUUCAACAAAUGAGGUUUGCCAGUUUUCACUUAUUUCGUGCUCACCUAAUUGUGACGAAGAUCAUUUAUGCAAUAAAAAUGGUUUAUUUAUCUCUGAAUCCGUUCACGAUGAAUCAUUUCAAAGAUCACCAUCGUCUUUCAAGACACCAAGUAAAGAAGUUUCUUCUCCUGGAUCAUUUGAACUUCCAUCAAUGCCGAGUGAUAAAAGUAGCUCUCGUGAUUGUUCAGAUGGACAUUGUUCAGUAAACUUUUUAAUCUCUUCAGAUUUAACUGAUACUGAUCAUUCAAACAGUGCAUGCUCUCUCUCUCCAUGUCCUCAAUCUGUUGGACAUUGUUCAAAUGCUAAUGAUGAAUGUUCUAUCUUGUAUUCAGAUCGAACGCUAGAAAGUGCCUUCUACAGGUCUGUACGUACAGACAUCAGUCUUGAUAACCGCGCCAAUUCACAUACAUUUCACCCGGGUUUCACAGAUACUCAAGUGUCACAAGAUACAUCAUUUAAAACUUCAUAUUCAUGUAACAAAACUUCUGCAUUUACGUCUUUUGGUUGCAACAAUUUGGAUAAUGCUCAUUCUUCUCAGUACAAAAACCACAAUAAGUCUCGUGGAUCUGAUUUUCAGCACUUGUGUGAAACUUGUAUUUCCUCCGACAAAAUAACUACGUCAAACAGCUCACCUUUAAAAGUUUGUUUUUCUGAAGCUGGCCAUUGUUUUACUGAAGUCAUUGGCUGCUCUGCUAUCCUUGGUCACUCAAAUACUUAUCCAACAAGCUCUACAAAUUGCAUAAGAACAUCUAACUCUAUAGUAUGCUUUGAAUCUCAGGAUUUAAACAGUGCUUACCAAAGUUCGCAAAAUAUGUAUAAUCAUCUUCAACGUCGAAAAACUGCAUGUGUCUCUGACGCUUCUGUGCCUUCCAGUGAUGGAUGUGAAUUCGUAUAUGACAGAACCGAAGUCCAAUCCUCAAAGGUAAAAAAUAUCACUGUACCAUCAGUUUAUCUACUAAAAGAAGUCGAUUCAUCCAUGUUUGGAAUUAAACACAAUAUUGUAAGAGACAAGUUUUUAAAUGAUGAUUAUACGUGUGACCCAGAUCCAAUAAUCAUGGGGUCAGGAAAAAUAUCAACCACUUCCUCCUUGGGAAAAAGAUCUUUGAGUGUUUACUCCGGUCCUACUGAUUUGGAGAAUUCUAUUCAUUCUAUUGAACCAAAACAGUUAUCACCUAACUAUAACUAUUAUUUACACAAAACUCCAGUAAUUUCUAUAGCUUAUUCUACAAAUGACCGUAAUAAGAAUGCAGUGUUACUUCAAGAAUCAAUGAAAAAUACCGAUAGGAAAAUCUCAUCACAAAAUUUGAACCCGAGGCAUCACUGGAAAAGUAAUGCAACAAAUUCAACGACUAAAACUAAUUGUUUUCCAGUGGUUGAAUGUCAAGAUUCUUUUGGGUCGAAAUGUAAGCGGAAGGGUUCAAAAGUUCUUGAGCGUGGUGGUAAGCGCCACAGAUCAUUAAAUGAUAAAAUCCGUGAAAAUAUUUCAAAUCACUCUCCUGCAGAUGCAUUAAUGGGUCCUGUUUUUUUACAAAAUGUCAAUCGUUUUCUGCAAGAUCCUCCACUCCAUCAUUCAUUCGACUUAUAUCCACCGAUUCCUUCACCAAGGUUUCCUCAAAAUCGUUUUUCGGGGAACUACACUAAUGAUGUAAAUAUACGAGGCCGGAAGUACUUUCGUUUUCCUUUGUCUUUAUGUAAACCUGAAUGUAGACCUAUUCCGGAUGACAUUAUUUUGCGAUUCUUAGCUCAACGUCCUGAUACCGAAGAAAAAAUGAAUAGUUUAAAUCAUGAAAAUUUUUUAUCAGAUGCAUAUAAACGCACUUUUAGUCGAAACUCCUAUUCUAAUUAUAUUUCUCCUUCUCCUGUAAACCAAGUAUCUCCCCUCGACCUGUUAACAUCAAACCAGCCCUGUGACAUGUAUACUAAUGGUUGCAUAACACCUCCUCUUUAUCACAAAGUCAGCGACAAACAUUCUCUUAAAUCCGGGUUCAUAACCGGUCACAACUCUAAUCAAAAGUAUUGUGAGGAAGUUAUUUUAUGUAAUCGACUUAAUGGCGAAGCACAUGAAACCUGCUCGUAUUGUAAAAUGCAAAUAAUGUUACCUCAGAAGACAUUCAAAUGGAAGUCUCACGAUAAGGAAAGUUACUUACCAUUUUGCAGUUCUAGUUGUUUAGCAAGGUUGAAACGACAGGGACCUAACUGUAUGACGUCAUUUGUUCCUGAUGCCAGCAAUUUUGAUAUUCCCUUUACAGUUACUUCAACAAUCGAAUCUCAGCCGCUUAUCAUCUUAUUAGUUAAAAGUAAUCAUCCUAAACGUAUGAAGCAAUCUUUUAAACGUCUUUCUUCUCAAGAUUUACAAGUUAAUUUCAAAAGAAGUCCCAACGAAACAUCUAAUCGUAUGUUAUUUGGGGUUAGCUCUACUGUGAAACGAUGGCGUAAUAUUCGCUGGCGAAGACUUAUUGGUAGCCCACCAGUAUGCUCAUUCAAUGUUUUGCGAAGCUCUUCUGAUUUGCCCAUGUCCCAGAAAAGUUUUCUAUCUAAAAAAUUUUCAUGUAUCGACACUCGCGUAUGCCAGUUAUGCCAUCAAAUAGGUGAUGGAUCAAAUGAUGUAACCAGUAGAUUGCUUAACUACAAUACCGAUAAAUGGUUACAUCUAAACUGUAUACUUUGGUGUUACGAAACCUAUGAAACAGUUAGUGGCUCGUUAAUGGAUGUACCUUGUUCUUCGGAAAAGGCCUCGAAAACUCCUUGCACCUAUUGUAAAAAUCUGGGAGCUGGCUUACCUUGUUUUGAUUCGGAUUGCCAAGCCGUAUAUCACCUACCAUGUGCCUAUCAAAUCAAUUGUUCUUUUCACCCUGAUCGAGGAAUGUAUUGUCCGUUACAUCUUAAAAGUGCAAGUAAUAUACCCCACCUUGAUAGCUUAGCUGUUGAAAGAAAGGUUUACAUUUCCAGAGAUGAACAUUCACAGGUUGAAAAAAUCAUAUCAGAUGAAGAUCAUUUCACUUCAAUGCAAAAUGUUAAGGAACCAAAACUUAAAUUACGUAUAGGAACAUUAAUAUUGCAUCGAAUAGGCCAGUUGCUACCUGAACAAUUAGCUAGUGGAGUUUUCCAUACAUCGAAUUUCAUAUAUCCUGUCGGUUACUGGACCUCUCGAAUUUAUUGGUCUUUUCGUCACGUGGGUCAGCGUUGCCGUUAUGAUUGCCGAAUAGAAGAUUCAGUACGGCCAGAUGAUGUAAAUCACUCCCUCGUUGAUCCUAUUUUAGUCAAGUUUACUGUAGAAGUAAUAGAACCAAAUGAAGAAAAAAUCUUCUUUGAAGAUACGACCUGCGAUGGUGUUUGGCGGAAAAUAAUAAAUCGUAUAAAUUCGUCACGCAAAUGUUCGUCGCUUUUCCGAAUUUUGCAGGAUAACAUACAAGGUGAGGUGUUAUAUGGUCUUACAGAGCCUCAUAUUAUUCGAGCGAUCGAAUCUUUACCUGGUGUAGAUCGUCUGAGCAAUUACCUUUUCAAAUUUGGUAAACUGCAGUUGAUUCAGGAAAUGCCUUUAGCAAUAAAUCCUACAGGCUCUGCUCGAUCUGAACCAAAGCUUCGGACUUAUAUCCGGCGCAAGUCUACUGGAGAUGUUAACACUUGUACGUAUAUUGCCCACAACCACGUUUUUCUUGAAACUCCUGGUCAUCCUUACAGUUCAGAUAUCGGAAGUCCCACUUACCUAAAUUCUCUGUCUCCGAGCAUGACCAGCAAAUCUCAACAGUAUCGUCGACUACGUUGGGAUUGGAAAACAAAUGUCGUCUUAGCGCGAUCUCGAAUACAAGGCCUGGGAUUGUAUGCUGCUCGUGAUAUAAGUAAAAGUACCUUCAUUAUUGAGUAUCUGGGAGAGGUCAUUCGUAACGAAGUAGCUAAUCGAAGAGAACGUUUAUAUGAGUCGCAAAAUCGAGGAAUAUACAUGUUUCGGGUCGAUGACGAUUGGAUUGUGGAUGCAACUAUGUCUGGUGGUUUAGCUCGUUAUAUUAAUCAUUCUUGUGACCCUAACUGUACUGCAGAAAUACUCCACUGUGAUAAUUCUAACCACAUAGUGAUAAUUGCUAGUAAAAACAUCGAAAAAGGUGAUGAAUUGACAUAUGACUACAAAUUUGACCUAGAAGAAGAUCGUUGGGAUCGGAUUCCAUGUCUUUGUGGUUCAAUUAAUUGUCGAAAAUGGAUGAACUGAUAGUUAUUUGCUUUAAUUUCAAAUAUUUCGUACAUAUGUUCUGAGGUUGUGUUGUUGAUGAUGCCGUUUUCACAUUUCUGUAAAUUAUCGAACUGCGCCUAUAUAUAUUCUCUUACCUGAAAUACUUCCUGUACUUUUCAAACGUUUAUUUACUAUACUUUCAAAAUCAAACUUUCAGAUAUUUUUGAGUUAAUUUUGUUUUUCUUCAACGUAGUUCUCGUUCUCUAUAAGUAUGGUCGCAUUUUCUUUUUAACCUAUGUGAUAUUAUUUCCGUCAUAUAAUCGCCAAAUUCAUUUAGUUUAAUCAAAUUUCAGAUUUUCUUUAUGUACAUAUUGAUCCUUUGAGUUUAUGUAUAAAACAUCUUAUUGGCUGUGGGUUUUGUUUAUUUAAACUUAUGUUAUUAAUUUCUGUAUUAUAAUUUCGAAAGUUAUAAUAAAAUUGUCUAUUAAUCCUAA
Messenger RNA from Schistosoma guineensis, 5436 nucleotides. Lineage: Eukaryota; Metazoa; Platyhelminthes; Trematoda; Strigeidida; Schistosomatidae. The record is from the annotation of a GenBank genome assembly.